GGAGCCGCGAGACGCGCGGGCGGGCGCUCUGCGCAACUUUUUAGUUUGGGCGUCUGGGGCCGAAGUUUCUGUCUCAGUCGGGACGCCGCCGCGGCCGGGGCGAAGAAAGGGAGGAAGGAAGGAGCUCGGGGAGGGCAGGGAAGGCUCGGCGGCCUCGGGCACGGAGUGCAGGGCGAUGCGGGCGCGCGACGCAGCCCCCCGAGCCUGAGCGCAGCGCCCCAGCGUCGAGCGAGGCCGCAGCCAUGGAGCCCGCGCAGCAGCCGCCGCCCCAGCCAGCCCCGCAAGGCCCCGCGCCGUCCUCGGCGCCCGGGCCUCCGGCGGGGACCCCCACGGCCCCGCCCGCGCCCCCGGCCGGCCACCAGGUCGUGCACGUCCGCGGAGACUCGGAGACCGACCUGGAGGCGCUCUUCAACGCCGUCAUGAACCCCAAGACGGCCAACGUGCCUCAGACCGUGCCCAUGCGGCUUCGCAAGCUGCCCGACUCCUUCUUCAAGCCACCCGAGCCCAAGUCCCACUCGCGACAGGCCAGCACCGAUGCAGGCACUGCGGGAGCUCUGACCCCACAGCACGUGCGAGCUCACUCCUCGCCAGCAUCCCUGCAGCUGGGAGCCGCUUCUCCUGGGACGCUCACACCCACUGUGGUCCCUGGCCCGGCCGCUACCCCUGCAGCACAUCUCCGACAGUCUUCCUUUGAGAUUCCUGAUGAUGUACCGCUGCCAGCAGGCUGGGAGAUGGCCAAGACAUCUUCUGGUCAGAGAUACUUCUUAAAUCACAUCGAUCAGACAACAACAUGGCAGGACCCCCGGAAGGCCAUGCUCUCGCAACUGAACGUCCCUGCGCCUGCCAGCCCAGCCGUGCCCCAGACCCUGAUGAACUCGGCCUCAGGACCUCUUCCCGAUGGAUGGGAGCAAGCCAUGACUCAGGAUGGAGACGUUUACUACAUAAACCAUAAGAACAAGACCACGUCCUGGCUGGACCCAAGGCUUGACCCUCGUUUUGGUAAAGCCAUGAACCAGAGAAUCACUCAGAGUGCUCCAGUGAAGCAGCCGCCACCCUUGGCUCCCCAGAGCCCACAGGGAGGCGUCCUGGGUGGGGGCAACUCCAACCAGCAGCAGCAGAUGCAGCUGCAGCAGCUGCAGAUGGAGAAGGAGAGACUGCGGUUGAAGCAGCAAGAAUUACUGCGGCAGGUGAGGCCACAGGCAAUACGGAAUAUCAAUCCCAGCACAGCAAAUGCUCCAAAAUGUCAGGAAUUAGCUCUCCGAAGCCAGUUGCCCACACUGGAGCAGGAUGGAGGAACUCAGAAUGCCGUGUCUUCUCCUGGGAUGUCUCAGGAAUUGAGAACAAUGACAACCAAUAGUUCAGAUCCCUUCCUUAACAGUGGCACCUAUCACUCUAGAGAUGAGAGCACGGACAGUGGCCUCAGCAUGAGCAGCUACAGUGUCCCUCGGACCCCAGAUGACUUCCUGAACAGUGUUGAUGAAAUGGAUACAGGUGACACUAUCAACCAAAGCACUCUGCCUUCACAGCAGAGUCGUUUCCCAGACUACCUUGAAGCCAUCCCUGGGACAAAUGUGGACCUUGGAACACUGGAAGGAGACGCGAUGAACAUAGAAGGGGAGGAGCUGAUGCCCAGCCUGCAGGAAGCACUGAGUUCCGACAUCCUCAAUGACAUGGAGUCUGUGUUGGCCGCCACCAAGCUAGACAAAGAAAGCUUUCUCACAUGGUUAUAGAGCCUCCCAGUCUGUGAAGGGUCCAUGGAGCCGAAGAUGUGCAUCCCUGAAAUUCAGAUAAGCCAGUGGGCAAGUCUCUGGCUGAUACAGGAGACAGAUGAACAGAUGUCCAGCAGGGAUCUUCAUCCGCUGUUGCGCUCUCCUCUGCCCAUCGCUGCUGUUCAUGUUGCUGACCUCUUCACAGCCGACCCUAAAGACUCAAAACCACAAAACAGCAAACCCUUUGGUUUCUCUUGCUAUGGUAACUACUGUUCUUCGGGGUUGCUGGCGAAUACCCUGUUUGGAUGAUGGAUGGUCUUCCUUUUGGCCAGUGGUGUCUUCACCCAUGAUUUCAGCUGGACACUUGGACUGGGAACUCAAAUGCUUCAUGUCAGAGUGUUUAUUCAAGAGCUGGUUUCUUCGGUUGCCUUUGGCCCUCUGGUCCAACAAGCCAAAAAGCACAGCGGCAUCAUAUGCACAAAAGUACUCAGUGCUGAUGGGAGGGCUCGAAGACUGCUGGGCUUUUUGUUUCUUCUGGUGACACCAUUAGUCACGUGGUGACCUGGAUUUUAUUUUAGAAGCUUAUAAGGCAUGAGACAGUUUCCAUAGACAUAUAUUAAUUAUUGCCACAUACUCUAGGCUAGGUUUGAGUGGUUUUUUUUGUGGGUGCUGGUUGGUUUUUCUUUUUCUUUCUUUCUUUUUUUUUUUUUUUUUUUUUUUUUUUUUUUUUUUUUUUUU
Messenger RNA from Peromyscus eremicus (cactus mouse), 2447 nucleotides. It is a transcript of the gene Yap1, whose product is annotated as Yes1 associated transcriptional regulator. Gene Ontology annotation, molecular function: transcription corepressor activity; transcription coactivator activity; protein binding. Gene Ontology annotation, cellular component: cytoplasm; nucleus. Lineage: Eukaryota; Metazoa; Chordata; Mammalia; Rodentia; Cricetidae. The coding region runs from base 243 to 1730 and encodes 495 amino acids. The transcript is spliced from 9 exons. Gene Ontology annotation, biological process: positive regulation of transcription by RNA polymerase II; hippo signaling. The record is from RefSeq and is a predicted model, not a curated record.